Messenger RNA from Exaiptasia diaphana, 2690 nucleotides. RefSeq lists its product as uncharacterized. Lineage: Eukaryota; Metazoa; Cnidaria; Anthozoa; Actiniaria; Aiptasiidae. The record is from RefSeq and is a predicted model, not a curated record.
UGAACGCGCCGCUGAUCAGGACGGAAUAUUUGCGAAUUAGUAGAGGCGAUUCAAAAUCCCUGAAUUUCAUUCGCUGUUUUCUUUGGUUUUGUGUGACAUUGGCCAACGUUUUUGUAUUACAGCCAACCGUGUUUAAACACUGGAAGUAUUUGAGAGAUGAUGCUUCCUGCAAGUGGACGAGUUUUAGUAUACAUUGUUCUUGUAGGAGUGAUCAUCGUAGGAAUCGUUUGCUUUAUUAGUGGUAUCGUACUAAUUGUCAAUUCAAAGAAAGAACUCGUACCGGUUGCACUGCCCACUAAAUCAGAAUACUCCGCCGAAGCCAAAAGAAUUGGACUGGAAAAKGUUUUACAAAGAGUACAAGCGCAAUACUUUGAGUUGUAUCCUAAUAGAAUAGCUGCAAAACCCGGCGUCACAUCAGAUGAGGUAAAACGCAGAUAUAGACCCUUUGAUCCAAAACCUAACAUCAUCAAAACGAGGACUGAUGGUGCUAAAAAGGUUAUGAAAGAACUCGAAUCGCUCGACGUUUCGAUGAAUAAACUUAAACUUUAUGAACAACGUACAAUUGACCAAGCUAAAUACUGGGUAGGAAGUGUGUUUCCUUAUGGUGUUCCGUAUGCAUACGACUAUUAUACCGGUGACUGGAUGUUAGGUCCUGAUAUAUUUUGUUGGACUCCCACCUGCGCUUCGAUGUAUGAACUAGAGAGAACCCUGACACAUUUUAAACCGAUUACAUUCCAAGAUGUAGAGCUUCUUAAAGUUAGAUUACAGCAAGCAGGAGCGGGUUUGUUAACCGAUGUUGACAACAUGAAAUUAGGGGUAGCUGCAGGAAUGGUUCGUAAUGUCGAAGCAUGCAAAAGUGGUGUGGAGACAAUGCAGACUCAUUUUCGAUCGGUCAUUACGGAUGGGAGUAAAGGUAUUCUCAACGAAAACUUUGCAAAAGUAGUUGUGAAUGAYAAGUUUUUUGGUGAUUUGAGAGCUGAAGAUCAAAGUAGCUGGAAAUCGAAAUAUGGUAAAUCGCCCAAGGAGUCAAUUGCAGACASCAUUGUUGAUUCUAUUGGCAAACCGAUUCAACAGUAUCUAAGAUAUCUGGAGUUUGAUCACAGCAAGCACUGUGUAUCGUCUGAUAUCUCUAGUGGCUAUGGUUCACUUCCAUUAAAAAACGUCUAUGUGGACAGUAAACCCGUGAACCGUUCAUCGGGUCGCCUUCCAACUGGUGAACCAAUCAUGAAUGGUAAAGAAACGUACAAGAAAUUCCUAGCAUACUUUACAACGACUUCCGUUUCUACAGACGAGAUUUACAACAUUGGCAAAGAAUUGAUUGAUACUUUAUAUCCCGAGCUGCUAAAACAAGCAAGAGAAUUUACAGGCGCAAGCAACGAUGAAGAGGCCAAGAGGAAAAUGAUGAUUGAGUUAAGGAAGCAGAGCAACUUCUUCAACUCAGAACCAAUCCCCAAAGAGGAGUCCGAUAGCAAAGCACACACUAAGUGCCAUAGUAUGAAGACAGCCAAGAAACACUGUCCAGUACGUUGGAAAGCAAUGAACACAUACUUCUCGUAUGUCAAAGAGCUGGCGACUUUCUUGAGGUAUAAAAUACUUAACUUGUUCCAUUACGUUGGUCGCAUGGUGACUGUACCAAGUUGUCCAGUAGAACCAGUUGCUAACUUCAAUCCUGCGGCUCCUGCUGCUGCGUACUAUGAAGGCAAUCCCCAGUGCACCAUUACAGCUAAGUACUAUAUUCCUUUCUUCAAUGCAAACAUGGGUCCUAAAUCUGAUGAGUGGUCUGUCAGCGCGCAUGAAAUGAUUCCUGGACACCAUUUGCAGGUUCAAGGGUAUUUUGAGUUUUUCUUACCAAAGGGUGAUAUCCAGCAAUGGAUGUCUCGGUCCAUUUAUUUCUUAACGUUUGCAGAAGGAUGGGCAUUGUAUGCUGAGGGAGAUCUCAUYGCAUCUGARACAGACGCYUAUAAAACCAUUCCACUCCUUAAUUUUACCGCUCUUCGAUGGAAGGUUUUGCGAGGUGUCCGCUUGAUGAUUGAGAUUGGACUUCACACUAGAGGGAUGAAACGAUCUGAAGCGUUCAAAAUAUUAUCAAACUACACUUGGGGCGAGGACGACAGAGUAGCCAAAGAGAUCACACGCUUCCAGAGCGUUCCAGGACAGGCUGUGACGUACACAUAUGGUCAUCGUGUCAUCAUGAAAAUACGAAAAAAAGUCCAGMAAAGAUUGGGCGACAAAUUCAAUAUCAAAGACUUUCACUAUCAUUUACUGCGCAAUGGAGGAACGUCUACCAUGGGUUACCUWGAGAACGCCAUGGAUAAAUACACCAGUUGUGAAUUGGAUAAGACGCAAUUUGGCUGCGAUGAUGUGUUGAAUCCUCCUCACACGUCACACAGUGGAAGCUCGAAAUAUUAUCCUGAAGAUCGAGCGAGAUUCGUCGUCUGCUGAAAUACAGAUGAAAUCAUAUAUUGCUAAUUUUUCAGCGGAAUGCGUCAGUCGGGUCAGCGUUUAACCGUCGUGGUUAAUAGACUAAUGACUCGUUUACCGUUAGUCCUGCCCAUGAUAAACAUGUAUGUUAUUGUUGUUAGUUAAGGGUAUCAUCAGACCAGCAAAGUAUACACUUUUUCUAGAAUCUUAUACUGCACGAGUAUACAGCUGGUCUGACUCGGGAACAGGAAGUCCGAUAACCGCCUUUC